Molecule: messenger RNA, 4684 nt
Organism: Macrosteles quadrilineatus (aster leafhopper)
Lineage: Eukaryota; Metazoa; Arthropoda; Insecta; Hemiptera; Cicadellidae
Product: PAT complex subunit CCDC47
Exons: 10
Coding region: 227-1621 (464 amino acids)
Biological process (GO): endoplasmic reticulum calcium ion homeostasis
Cellular component (GO): endoplasmic reticulum
Molecular function (GO): calcium ion binding
Source: RefSeq, a predicted model, not a curated record
CUGGAGCUUUUGUAACGCAAGAGCAAGACCAAGAUAUUUUAUUUUGUACUCAACCAUAGAAUAAAUUACUCAGAUCAGAAAGAAAGCAGAAAAAUUUGAUCGGCAUUAGGGGUUCAAUUAUUGCAAUUUCUUCAAUUAGUUCUACUAGUUCAAGUUGAAUGCGAUUGGAGAUUGGAAUCACUGCUUCUCGCUAUUGAAUUGAAGAUUCUACAUUCAAUCGGGUAUAAUGAGGCUCUUUUUAGGGCUGGUCAUCAUUCACAUUGCCCUGGUUGGUACACAUGUUUGGGCCUCAUCCCACUACAGGGAUGAAAUGGAAGAUAGUGAGUUUGCAGAAUUUGAGGACUUUGAAGAAGAUGAGGGUGCUACUAUAGAAUCUAAUAUUCCUUCCCAUUCGUCUGAAAAUCGAGAAGGAAUUGUGCAGGAUGAUGAUGACAUAGCAGUGGUUGAGGACGAGGAAAGUGAGUUUGACCACUUCCAGGACGAUGAGGAAUUUGAGGGAUAUGACAGCGAUCGAGGGAACAAAAUCGACGACAAGGAAGCGCCCAAGAUAACAAUCACUAAGGUACCUCUCCAUCUGAGAUCCAACUGGGACAGUUUCUAUCUUGAGAUGCUCAUGAUCACUGGACUUAUUGUCUAUUUCUUGAACUUCUUUGCUGGCAGAACUAAAAACUACAAACUUGCCAACGCCUGGUAUACAACACAUAAAUCUUUGCUGGAAGAAAAUUUCAGUUUAGUUGGCGAUGAUGGGAGAGUGGAAAACGAGGCUGGAGGUCUGAUGAAAGAUUCAGACAGCCAGUAUACACUGUGGUGCAGCGGCCGUACAUGUUGUGAGGGAAUGUUGGUAGAACUGAAGUUGAUCAAGCGACAAGACUUGGUGGCCGUCAUUGCUCAACUCAUGCGACCUUUACAGGACCAGGUACACAUACAUGUUGAUAUGGCAAAAGACGAGAUGGAUUCAUUUGUGUUUUGUGUCGCCACUAAGAAAACAGCUGUGAGGCUCGCCAAAGACAUGGCCGAUGUAAGUGCAUACUGCCCGGAGCGCAGACCUGGCGACAAGUUUGGUUUGCCGAGCUCUCUUAACGUGCUGAGUGAGAUUUCUGAAGUGUCCACUUCCAUCUUGGACUCUAAGGUGGUCGCAGCUCUCAACAAGUACACAGAUCUCAUAGACUACAUUCACUUCUCAGACCAGUUCUCUGGCCCCAAGCAGACUGAAGAAACUACUCUAGUCAAGUUGCCUGAUGUCAAGAAGGUGCUCAUGUUUGGUCUGAACAUCCCACUGAAAGGCAAGACCACCCAAGAGGCCAUGGACCAGAUGAAGCCCCUCAUGCAGCUCAUCUUCUAUUGCAUGGAGAAAGUCAAGCGCUUCCGCCUCAGCAAGGAGGGCAAAAACAAGGCUGACAAAAACCGACUUCGUGUUGAGGAGAUGUUCCUGAAAACAACUCACGCAGCUCGAGCUGAGGCUGCAGCUGCUAGACGGGAGGAGAAGAGACGUCAGGAGAAGGAGCGAAUCUUGCAGGAAGAUGAUCCAGAGAAGCAGCGCAAGUGGGAAGAACGGGAAAUGAAGCGACAGAUGAAGAAGAAAGCUCCGAAGAUGAAGCAACUGAAGGUCAAAGCUCUUUAAGUUUUACAACAACCCCUAUUUAGAAAGCUUCAAGCUUUAGUACUGUUGUUCCCAGUGGAUAAAAACCAACCUUCAGUGCCUCACACUUAGUUUUUUUCUCAAUAUGCUAAAGCUAAAAUAUCAAACCCUAUGAUAUUAAACCCCUGUAGAGUAAAUUCGGAUUGGUUUUCGCUUGGCAUUGUUUGAUCUUUGUGCACCUAGUGUGGUAAUAUCUUGUUAUGGGACAGUAUUGUGAAUACUUAGGUAUACCAUAUGAGUACACAAAGCCGUUAAUGAUACUGUUGCUAGUGUCAUGAUUUAAUUUUAAAUUUUUAUCAUGCCUUUUGACAAUAACUUUACAUCUUUAUGUUCAUUUAGUUACAAAAGUGUUAAGCAUUAAUGAUUCAGAAAUAAGAGGUCGGGUUCCCUUCUAAGAAUCACGUAAAAAUUGUACAGACAUAAAAAACUAUGUUAUUUAAUUCAUUGUAAUACCCAAAAUAAUUUUAUCCUUUGCUGUUAUUAGUCCGGUAAAUGGAUUAAGUAAUAGGUUUGAAAAUGUGUUGGAUUGUUUUUGUAACAUUAAAAUACUGCACAAGUAGUAGCAUUAGAAUCAUUUGUUAAAAAAAUAUCAGCCAUAUUAUAUGCACAAUCUUCUAUAAAUAUUGUAAUUUGUUUAUAUUUUAUAUCCAUUUAUUACUGAAAAUUCCCCCCCUUAAUUGUUCUCCUCUUUAUUUCCAUUGCUUUUGGCUUCUAAACUGAAGUACCAGAUCAUAAUAUUUUAUUAUUGUAACACAGUGACAAAAUAAUGUUUAACACUACAUAUAUUUUUUACUUUGUUUCAUUCAUUUUAGUGAAUCUAUAUAAUUAAUAGGCUACAUGAAACUUUGUCGGUUGAACUCCUCCGCCAUUUCUUAACCAAUUUUAUCGAUUGGCGUCUCAUUGGAAAAAGCGUGUCGCGUAGAUUUGCAAACUGGCCUGCAUUUACUUUUAACAUGCAUUUACAUUUAACAUCUGCAUUUUUGAAAAAGUCCCUUGGGCUCUGCCCCAGUGGCUUUGAAAGUUCCCAUGUUAUCCUUAUGGAGAACAUAAUUGUUUACAUUUUGGUAUUACUCGGGCUAUUUCCCGUUAAUCAGCUGUAUAAUUUAAUUGCUGUUAUUUAUUUUUCAAUUCAACGAAGUGCAUUGCGCGGGUACAUUUACUGAUUUUGUUGAAAUGAAAUAUUUACUACUUUACUUUACAUUCGUACAUAUUACAAUGUAAAAAAUUUAGAAAGCCUGGGCAAUUUGAUAUAUUUUACCAUAUAAGAAAAAUGAAUUGACAUGGUACUGUAUUUCUUGAGCAAUCAUUGAAAGAACCGAUUUUUUUACCAUGGAAACAUAGGAAAGUCAUAGAACGCCACCAAGUAGGAGAAAUAGAGAUUUAAAAAAACCAUUUACUAUCGUUAUCAUCCUAUAUAAUGAACAACACCUACAAUAUGAAGAUUCCCACAAACAAUGAACAAGGAUGUUAGCCGAAGUGUUACUAUUUUGUAGGACACACGGAAUUAACUUUAUGAUGAUUGGCAAAGGAAAACACUCUAAGGCUGAAUUAAACUGAUACGGCAAGGACAUUAAAUAUAUGUUUUCAUAAAAGUUAAGUGAUUUUAAAAUAAUAUGACUACAUCCAAGAAACCUUAAUAAAACUUUCACUGAAGGAUUUGCAUUUUUCACAUUACCACCUGAACAACAUUAGGCCUUUCAAUUCUGCAUUUUUUCAGGUAAAUAUAACUUACGUUAUAACAGUAACUAGCCAAAUUAAUGCCAAUUGAAGCAAAUGAAAUUGUGACAGAGAGGUUAUGCAGAAAAUCAGGCAGUUGUUAAGUAAUGUAAACAAAAUGUUAUCGCUAUAAAAAUGACUGAAAUUUGUAAACAUACUAUGGUGACAACGGGUAGUACUAUGCAAACAACAUUAUCAUUGACGAAGAUCAACAUGUACAACCUAAUGUGUCUAUAAGUGGGAAAGAUUUGUAGAAUACACUAAAAAACCAGACCAUUUACAACCUAUUUACAAGAAAUGUUGAUUAUAUGGAACUGUUAGGUGCGUAAUCUAUGAGUUGAGUCUUUUAAACUCAUCGGAAAUUAUGACUUUUAUUAAUUUUUAAAUAAGUUUUUUUUUUAUACUGUAACUACUUUACUUCUUUGCAAUUGCUCGAUUUCGAGCAACAUGUACACUAGUCACAAUUAUUUUACUACUCUUAUUUGGUUAAAAAUUAAAGUGCGUUUUUUUCUUUAGGUCUGAACUGUGGAUUUGUUGAAAAUAUUCUACAAUUCUGCUCUACCUUUAUUUUGUUGCCAAAUGCAUUGAAAACAGCAAGCAGUCAACAUGAUUUUGAAACAAAAUAUCAGAAGCUGAAUUUCAUAAUUUUAAAAUUUUAAAAAUGUAAUUGUAGCCAAACACUCUAACCCCAUUGAACACAUGACAAGUACUUUAUUAAGCUGACAAGUUUAUGUAAUUCACACCUCAUAUAGAGUUAGUCUAGUUAAGCAAAGUUGAGUUGAAGGUUGUUUGUAUAACAUCUUCAAGAGCAAUGGUUUCAUAAUAUUCAAAUUUACCAAUCAUUGCUUGGUAAAAGUAUGCUUCCAUUACUCAUUGACCAGAUAUCAAAUGUGGUGGAGAAUGAGUCAUUCAUGUGGCGUUUUGAUUGCUCAGAAAGGUUUUAAAAACCUAGCCAAAUGUUAAUUGUGUGAAUUUUUUGUUGUAUACCUUUUAAAUUAGGUUUAUGGCCAUGUAAUUCAAACUUAUUGUUUAUACCUUUAAUAAUGUUUCUGAAUCUUUACAAUACGAUAAAAUAUGUUGCUGGUUAAUACGUACUUAUGAUAAUAACACUUUAAAUAGUAAUGAAUUGUUAAUAUUGAUUAUAUUCAGCCAUCUCAUAUUUUAAGGCAUUCUGUGCUUUAGCCAUGCUGUCAUUUAGUAUUUAUUUCAUUUUCAGUCAUUUGUUGUACUUUGUGUCAAUUAUGCAAAGUGUCUGGGCUCUUGUGUUUCAUUAUGUUGUAUUAUUGUAAUCUGAUUAACUGUAGGAAUUAAAUAAAUUGUUUUCAAAAA